AUGAUUCAUGGUCCCAACUCUUAAUUUUCUGGUGCAUUCACGAUAGGCAAAAGAUAUGAAUGUGCAAUAUAUUAAACCAAUCCAAAUCCUGGACCAAAUCAUUAUUCAGUCAAUCUCUUGGACAAGCCUUUGGGGUAUAAAUUUACAAAGUCUAAGCGGAAACCUCUCUAUUAAGCUACUGCAGCUCCAGAUCCUGGGGUUUAUGAGAAUAAAAUUCAGGCAAUUAUUAGCAUAACUUAUUAGGCAAUCUUACCUCACUCUUCCUCGGUUGCAUUCACUAAAGCAAAAGAGACUUCUCCCAAACAGACUGAGAUAGGUCCAGGGUCAUAUAAUUUAGCUGUUUAAAAAAAAGCACCUGCAUUUACUUUUUAAAGUCGAUUUGAUUCAAUAGGGAAUGAGAUUAUGAAAACGCCAGGUCCUGGAAAUUAUGAGAUGGAGCAUAACCAUAUUUUGAAGCCCAAAAAUAAAGGGUUUUCGACUAGUUAAAGAACUAAUAUGCUCUUAUCUAAUCAUCCAGGUCCUGGUUCUUAUGAAGUGGAAAAGCCUCAGUUUCUAACAAAUGUUAAGUUUCCGAAAUCAUAACGUAGCAUGAAUUGGAGUCAGAUGGGACCAGGUCCAGGAGCAUUUGAUCUUAAUCUGCCUAAACAUUAAGGAAUUACAUUUGGAAGCAAAACUAAUUAAUCAAUAGAUAGAUCGAAUGUUCCAGGGCCAGGUAGUUACGAUGCAGAAGUUGUGGAGGGAAAGUUUAAGAGAAUGAAAGGAGCUAAAAUAGGAAAAUCCGAAAGAGGUAGUCUAACUUACUCAAAGCUUGGUCCCUCUCCACUUGAUUAUGAUGUAACUAAUUAUAAGUAUCCAACGAGACAUGCGAGUUUCAAUAAGGCCAUUAGACCAUCAAUGAUAUCCACAGAGCGAACUCCAGGACCUGGAACAUAUACAAUAGACAUGAAAUUCAAAAAGGGUGGUCCUAUAAUCCCAAAGGCCUCCAAGGAUUAAAUCAAUCUAUCAAAUUUACCAGGGCCUGGAAAGUACAAUCCCAAUGAUUCGAUGACUUCUAACAAAGGACCGAGUUAUCAUAUUGCUAAGAAAUACGAAAAACCUCAAGAGUCUAGUUUGAUAGGGCCUGGUAGAUAUAACAUUCCAAGAGAUAUUACUGAUGGACCCAAAUACACAUUUCCCACUCUUGAGAAGAGUAUGGAGAAGAAGUCAAUAGAUUUAAAUCAAUCACAUUGCUAUGAUAUCAAAUAAACCAUUGGGUAUAUACCUUAGUAUGUUCUUCAGAAUUGA
Paramecium tetraurelia is the source of this 1284-nucleotide messenger RNA. RefSeq lists its product as uncharacterized. The record is from RefSeq and is a predicted model, not a curated record. The transcript is spliced from 8 exons. NCBI's taxonomy places the organism in Eukaryota, Ciliophora, Oligohymenophorea, Peniculida, Parameciidae.